CAUGGGAACCAAUGGGCCAAUAGGAAUGUUAUAGGAUCAGCCCCAAUAUGGGCAGUUACCAUGGAAACCAAUGGGCCAAUAGGAAUGUUAUAGGAAGGAUCAGCCCCAAUAUGGGCAGUUACCAUGGCAACCAAUGGGCCAAUAGGAAUGUUAUAGGAUCAGCCCCAAUAUGGGCAGUUACCAUGGCAACCAAUGGGCCAAUAGGAAUGUUAUAGGAUCAGCCCCAAUAUGGGCAGUUACCAUGGGAACCAAUCGGCCAAUAGGAAUGUUAUAGGAGCAAUAGAGGAGGAUUCUUUACUGUAAGAGCAGUGAGACUAUGGGGUUCUCCUCCAGAAGAAGGUGUCAUGGGGAAAUACAAGAGAUCAGGAGGGGCCCGAUGACUUUCUUCAGUGUAAUAAUAUCACAGGAUUAUACCAUAGUGAGGAAGACAUCGGGGGAGUCCGGAGGAUGGAGCAGGGGCCCGAACCCCAUCACAGACCCUCCACCUCACUCCAUGAUACAUGAGAGGAACAACAAGAAGAUCCUAGAACUCAUCAACAAGAUGAUGGAGCUGCUGACUGGAGAGGUUCCUAUAAGGUGUCAGGAUGUGGCGGUCUAUUUCUCCAUGGAGGAGUGGGAGUAUGUAGAAGGACACAAGGAUCUGUACCAGGACAUUAUGGAGGACCCCCGGCCCCUCACAUCACCAGAAAUCACCAGUAAGAAUUCUGAGGGAAACGUCGUAUUAUUGAGCUACAAAACAGAAGAUGAAGACACCGCACAGGACUCCACAGGAGGAAAUCUUAUUCACCAUUAUACAGAUCCAUCACAUGAUCCCAGUACAGAUCCAUCACAUGAUCCCAGUACAGAUCCAUCACAUGAUCCCAGGACAGAUCCAUCGCAUGAUCCCAGGACAGAUCCAUCACAUGAUCCCAGUACAGAUCCAUCGCAUGAUCCCAGUACAGAUCCAUCUCAUGAUCCCAGUACACAUCCAUCACAUGAUCCCAGGACAGAUCCAUCGCAUGAUCCCAGUACAGAUCUAUCGCAUGAUCCCAGUACAGAUCCAUCGCAUGAUCCCAGGACAGAUCCAUCGCAUGAUCCCAGUACAGAUCUAUCGCAUGAUCCCAAUAUAGAUCUAUCGCUUGAUCCUAGUACAGAUCCAUCACAUGAUCCUAGUACAGAUCCAUCACAUGAUCCUAGUACAGAUCCAUCACAGAUUGUUACUACAAGUACAGAUCAAAAACAGGGUAAAUGGUUUCAAUGUGAUGAAUGUGGAAAACAGUUUACAAAAAGUUCAGCUCUUUUUACACAUAGUAGAAGUCACACAGGAGAGAAGCCAUAUUCAUGUUAUGAAUGUGGAAAAAGUUUUGCACGAAAAUCAGAUCUUGUUAAACAUCAGAAAAUUCACACAGGAGAGAAGCCGUAUGUGUGUACAGAAUGUGGGAAAAGUUUUGUACAAAAAUCAAAUCUCAUUGAACAUUGGAGAUGUCACACAGGGGAGAAGCCAUAUUUAUGUUCAGAAUGUGGGAAAUGCUUUACAAAGAAAUCAAGUCUUUUAGCACAUAGAAAAUGUCACACAGGAGAGAAAGGAUACUCCUGUUCAGAAUGUGGAAAGUGCUAUACAGGGAAAUCAAGCCUUGUUGAACAUCAGAGAAGUCACACAGGAGAGAAGCCAUAUUCCUGUUCAGAUUGUGGAAAAUGCUUUAUCACAAAAUCACAGCUUGUUAUACAUGAGAGAAUUCACACAGGGGAGAAUUUGUCGUGUUUAGAAUGUGGAAAGUGCUUUACAAAUAAGUCAACUCUCAAUAGACAUCAGAAAAUUCACACAGGAGAGAAGCCGUAUGUGUGUUUUGAAUGUGGAAAGAGCUUUACAAAUAAGUCAACUCUCAACAGACAUCAGAAAAUUCACACAGGAGAGAAGCCAUAUGUGUGUUCAGAAUGUGGGAAUUGUUUUACAAAUAAAUCCACUCUUAAAAACCAUGAGAAAAUUCACUCAGGGUAGAAGCCGUAUUCAUGUUCAGAGUGUGGAAAAUGUUUUACACGUCAAUGAAGUUGCAUUAUACAUGAGAGAAUUCACAGAGGGGAGAAGCCAUAUUCAUGUUUAGAAUGUGGGAAAUGCUUUACAAAUAAAUCUAAUCUUGUUGCACAUAGAAAAUGUCACACAGGAGAGAAGCCUUAUUCAUGUCCAGAAUGUGGAAAAUGCUAUAUAGAGAAAUCCUGCUUUGUUAUACAUCAAAGAAUUCACACAGGAUAGAAGCCAUAUUCCUGUUCACUCUGUGAGCAAUGCUUUUAAAAUAAAUCAAGGCUUGUUGCACAUGGAAAACGUCACAAAGUAGAGAAGCCGUAUUCUUGUUCAGAAUGUGGAAAGUGCUUUACAAAAAAAUCCACUCUUAAAACACAUGAGAAAUUUCACACAGGGGAGAAGCCAUAUUCAUGUUCAGAAUGUGAGAAAUGCUUUAGAGGGAAAGCAAGUUGUGUGAAACAUCAGAGAAGUCACACAGGAGAGAAGCCAUAUUCAUGUUUAGAGUGUGGGAAAUGCUUUACACAUCAAUUAAGUUGUGUUAUACAUGAGAGAAUUCACAAAAGGGAGAAGCCAUUCUCCUGUCCAGAAUGUGGGAAAUGCUUUACAGAUAAAUCAAAUCUUGUUUCACAUAGAAAAAGUCACAAGGGAGAGAAGCCGUAUUCAUGUUCAGAAUGUGGAAAGCGCUAUACAGAGAAAUCAAGCCUUGUUAAACAUCAGAGAAUUCACACAGGAGAAAAUCAAGAUUGAUGAUCAGAAUGUGAGAAAUGUUGUUUUAUAGGUAAAAUGAUAUAUUUUGACAUUACACAGAAGAGAAGCUUUAUUCAAUGUGGAAAGUGCUUUACAGAUAAAUUAAGUCUUGUAAAACAUCAGAGAAUUCACGCAGCAGAGAAAUCGUAUUCAGGCUCGAAAUGUGUGAAAUGUUUUUUCAGAAAAAAAAAAGGUUUUGGUAUAUAUGAGAGGAGUAACAUGGAAGGAGCCAUUUUCAUGUUCAGAAUGUGGGAAAUGUUAAAUGUACAGAAUGUGGGAAAUUAGUAAAGCUAAACUUUUUAUUUCUAAAGAAUUCACAGAGAAUAAACCAUCUUCACGUUGGGAAUUGUGGGGGAUGUUAUAAUA
This is a messenger RNA of Hyla sarda, 3112 nucleotides long. RefSeq names its product zinc finger protein 391-like. Gene Ontology annotation, biological process: regulation of DNA-templated transcription. NCBI's taxonomy places the organism in Eukaryota, Metazoa, Chordata, Amphibia, Anura, Hylidae. The record is from RefSeq and is a predicted model, not a curated record. The coding region runs from base 317 to 1978 and encodes 553 amino acids. The transcript is spliced from 4 exons.